Messenger RNA from Erigeron canadensis, 3825 nucleotides. RefSeq lists its product as uncharacterized. Bases 1 to 3825 code for a protein of 1274 amino acids. Gene Ontology annotation, biological process: protein autophosphorylation. Gene Ontology annotation, cellular component: plasma membrane; plasmodesma. Gene Ontology annotation, molecular function: transmembrane receptor protein tyrosine kinase activity; ATP binding. The record is from RefSeq and is a predicted model, not a curated record. The transcript has 7 exons. NCBI's taxonomy places the organism in Eukaryota, Viridiplantae, Streptophyta, Magnoliopsida, Asterales, Asteraceae.
AUGACAUUCACAAUAAUCACAACGCUUAAACACUUACAAAUCCCACUUGAAGAGGUUACAAAAGCCACCAACAACUUUGAUGAAGAAUAUGUCAUCGGAGGUGGAGGUUUCGGGAAGGUGUAUAGAGGACAACUCUCGGUGUCUGGGGGGGAGAUGGUGAAUGUUGCUGCUCGGAGAUUAAAUCGAAAGCAUAGACAGGCGGGAGAUGUUGAGUUUUGGACCGAGAUUUCAGUGCUUUCUAGCCUCAAGCAUGAAAACAUAGCAUCCCUGAUUGGGUUUUGUGACGAGAAAGGUGAGAAGAUCAUCAUAAACAAGGAUGAGGCCACCAGGGGAAGUCUCUCCAUGUACCUUGGCGACCCAACCCUCACAUGGACUCAAAGGUUGAAUAUAUGCGUUGGCGUUGCGCGUGCGUUGAAAUACAUCCAUAACGGUAAGGGGCGAGGUGAUUAUGUCAUACACCGUAAUAUCAACAGCACCACCAUUUUAUUAGACGAUAAAUGGGAGGCCAAGUUAUCUGGUUUUGAGUUUUCUAUCAAACAGUCGGUGAAUCGAAUGGACCGGGUUGUCCUUUCAGAAGCAAUUGGCACAAAAGGGUACAUGGACCCAUCAAUUGUAAGGACGGGAGGUGUAAGCCACAAGUCAGAUAUCUACUCAUUCGGAGUGGUUUUAUGUGAAUUAUUAUGCGGGAGGAAAGCUUUCAUUCCACAUGUUGUGGAUGUGGAUGAUAGAUUUCUAGCCUCGCUGUUCAUAUCUCACUAUGAAAACGAAUCACUGAAUGAUAUAAUCCUUCCGGAUCAUAUGACCCAGACAUCGCUCACCGGGUUCUCCAAAACAGCAUAUUCAUGCUUAAAGGAGAACAGACGACGACGUCCAGAUAUGAACGAUAUUCUCAUUGAACUUGAGAAAGCGUUGGAACUUCAGCAGGAACUUGAAAAUUUGAGACAGAACUUGGGACACUUGAAGAUACCACUCCGUAGUAUAAUGUUGGCCACUAAAAACUUUUCUGAGGCGCACCCUGAGAGUAACGAAGUCAUUAUAAAACGCUACUUCCCGGGAGAACAUGGCUUAGGAGAAAAACUGUUCUUUACUGAUAUGAAAAUGCUUAACACAUGCAAACAUCCAAACAUAGUCAAACUACUUGGAUUUUGUGUUGAAGGUUCUGAGAGGAUCAUCAUCAUUGAGCAUUUUAAUAGAACCCUUAGUGCUUAUUACAUGAAUGACAACCUGAGGCCUGAACUUACUUGGGAAAGACGUUUGAAAAUUUGUCUCGAUGCUGCAAAUGCACUGAAUUACCUUCAUAAUGAGAUGAAGGAUCAAAAGACGAUAAUAAACCGUCUUAUAAUGAGCAACGGCAUUGUUUUCGACAAGAAGAAUUGGAGGGCAAAGAUGUUUUCCUUUACUUUGUCAAUAUUCCUGCCUCCGAAUCAAGACGAAGCUCUCCAUAAUAAUCCUGAUGGCAAUCCUUAUUACAUGGAUCCAGAAUACAUAAAGAGUGGUAAGUUGAAAAGAGAAUCAGAUGUGUAUAGUUUUGGAGUACUUCUAUUUGAAGUUCUAUGUGGGAGGUUUGCCAAUGACCCAAUAUACUUAAAAGAGAGUGACAAAGGGAUAGCAUUUGUGGCACGACGAUGCAUUCGAGAAGGAACAUUACUAAUGGAAAUGAUAGAUCCCUUGUUAAAGGAAAAAAGUGUUGUAAACAACUGCAUUAGCAAAAAAUCUUUGGAGAAAUUUGUAAAGAUUGCAUUCGAGUGCAUCACAGAAACCCAAGAUCAACGUCCAACAAUGAAAAUGGUUAUCCACGAGCUUCACGAAGCCUUAUUCUUUCAGAAUUUCUAUGUUGCCGACGAAGUUGAAGAAUCGAUGGAACUUAAGUUCACACGUGAAAUUUCUAUUAAAAAGUUGGAGCACUUGAAGAUUCCCCUUGAUGAUAUAAAGUUGGCCACCGAGGACUUUCAUGCAAGAUACCAACUACGGGCUGACGUUUGCUAUAUCUUAUAUAGAGCACAACUCGAGCAAUUUGAUGAAGGAACUCCUUUCAUCAAAGAAGGAAAGAAUAAAAAUGAGCGGUUGAGGACACGCAACACAGUCAUUAUAAAGCGCUUCUUCGCAAGAGAAGACGGCAUAGGAGAAGAAAUGUUCUUCACAGAAAUGAAAAUGCUUAACACUUGCAAGCAUCCAAACAUAACCAAACUACUUGGAAUUUGUGUUGAAGAUUCUGAGAUGAUCCUUGUUGUUGAGCAUCUUUCUAAUGGAUACCUUAUUGCAUGUUGGACGCGUAUCGACGACAUGAGGCAAAUUCUUACUUGGGAAAAACGUCUAAAAAUCUGCUUGGGUGUUGCAAAUGGAAUGAAUUACAUUUGUAAUGAGAUGGAGGACCAAGAGACGAUGAGUCACUAUCGUAUUAGGCACUUCCUCAUUGGAUUGGACGAGAACUGGGAGGCAAAAAUUACUGACUUUGUGAUAUUGGUAGUCCCACCUCCGAAUCAAGAUGACAACACUCUCUAUCUCAGUUCUUCCAGCACUCCAGUAUUGUUCAUAGAUCAAGUAUAUUGGGAGACUGGUAAGCUGAAAAGAGAAUUUUAUGUAUAUUUUCUAGGACUAAUUAUGUUUGAAGUUCUAUGUGGGAGGUCUGCCUAUGACCCGAUAUACUUUAAGGAGAGUGAGGAAGGGUUGGCAUUUGUGGCACGAAGAUGCUUCCAAGAAGAGGGAACACUCAUCAAAUUGAUAGAUCCUGUAUUAAGGGAAGAAAGUGGUGAAAAUUGCUUUACUUUGAAAAGAGGACCCAACAAAUAUUCUUUCGAGAAAUUUGUAAAAGUUGCACUCGGGUGCACAGACGAAACUUACGACCAACGUCCAACAUUGAAAGUGGUCAUCCAGGAGCUGCAGGAUGCCUUAUCGUUUCAGAAAAACAAGGACGACCUCAUAAUUUUGCUUGAUGACAUUCAACUGGCCACAGAAAACUUUCAUGAUAAGAAUUGCAUAGGUGGAGGAGGAUUUGGGAAAGUUUAUAAAGGAAAAGUUCCACAAGGUGAUGGGUUCAAUACCAUUGUUGCAAAGCGAUUGGAUACAAGGCUUGGUCAAGGGGAACUACAAUUUAGAACUGAGCUCCAAGUUCUUUUUGAGUAUAAACAUGAGAAUAUCAUCCCUCUUAUCGGAUAUUGUGAUGAAAAGAAUGAACAGAUCAUUGUUUACGAGUAUGCGCCUCAAGGAAGUCUUGAUAAGUGUGUGAGGAAUGCUGGUCUUACAUGGAUGCUACGACUUAAUAUAUGUAUUGAUGUUGCAACUGCGCUGGCUUUCCUUCAUGGAGGAGCCGGAAAACAAGCAAUAGUGAUACACAGGGACAUCAAAACUCCAAACAUUCUACUAAAUGAUAAGUGGAAUGCAAAACUUGCUGAUUUUGGGCUUUCCUUGAUAAGUCCAAUAAAUCAGGAAACAGACUAUGUCAUUGAUCAUGUGUGUGGCACACGAGGCUAUUUGGACCCCCUUUACUUAAAAUCACGUUUCUUAACAAAAGAAUCCGAUAUUUAUUCAUUUGGGGUGGUUUUGUUUGAGAUCAUCUGUGGAAAAUUUCUAACUGGUGCCAUCGUAAAAGAGAUCUUUGAAAAAGGAAACAUUGAUGACUUUGUAUUUGAGGCUAUAAAGAAACAGAUAGAGCCAAAAGCAUUGAUUGCAUUUAAAACAAUUGCCUACCGGUGUUUACACGACGAUAGAGAAAAACGCCCAACAGCUAAAGAAGUUCUACAACGACUUAAGGAGGCUCGGGAAUUCCAAGUCUCUGGAUCACUUGAGGCAGCUGCUUAUUGUAUGGAAGCUCAACUCAACAUUUGA